ACGGGCGUGGCCGUCGCUGUUAGGGGGCGUGUCAAGGCGGUAGCGCACGGAGGAAAUGUAGCUCCUCGCCGUGUCCACGAUGCGUUUGAUAACAUAAAGCGACCUAGUUCACGUCACACCCCUUGAACACAUUUCCGAGAAAUCUCGUGAAGGGCUCUUUGGCUGUCGGGAUUCAUUUUGGACAUUUCUCGCGUUUAUAUCGACGUAGGUUGGCAUCCUGACACGGAGCAUGAACAUGGCCGCGUUGCUCCCUGAGGUUCGAGGACUUCAGGCGGAUGAGAAUGAAGCCAGAAUCUUACGGGUGAAAGUCAUCGCUGGAAUUGGAUUGGCCAAAAAGGACAUUCUGGGUGCCAGUGAUCCAUACACAAGAAUCUCUUUGUAUGAUCCAAUGAAUGGAGAGAUCACCAGCCUGCAAACUAAAACCAUUAAGAAGACAUUAGAUCCAAAGUGGAAUGAGGAAUUCUUCUUUAGAGUGCAUCCCAGAAAACAUCGCCUGCUACUGGAAGUCUUUGAUGAAAAUCGUUUGGUAAACGGAAAUGGAGGGUGCAGGAAAAGCACGGUGCAGAUCUCUUUGCAGCCUUGCAAACAGAGCGGUGAUACGGACGGAGAGGAGGGAGAAAUCACAAGCUGUGAGGGAGGAAACGGGAGCGGGUACGAUGGAGGUUCUUGCAGCAGUAGCACGGCAAGCGAUCCAGGUUACUGCAGCAGCAAUAGCAUAUUCGAAUCGGACGUGCCUGAUCGAAAGACCCAGGAUAAGACCGUCACACGGCGGAAAGCGAGGGCACCCUUGCGUCGCUGCUCUUCUUUGGUGAUUUUUCCACGGAGUCCCUGCACAACGCCGCCCGCGUCCCCCGUCAGUCCGGUCGCGUCUCCCAUGAUUCCGCCUCUGCCCCCAUCUGGACGUAGUUCUUUUCAGACCUCACAUCAGAUGCAGCUGUCCAGCACCGAUGUGCCGCACGAUGACACCCUAGUGACAUCCAAGGGAUCCGUCGCCACGGCUGUGAACGGUCUGCGGCUGUCCAAAACCAGCUGCGUGUCAGCAGAGCAAAGAGACGCCAAAGCCAUGGUUAAUUUCAACGUACCUGCAGAACAACCGUCAGGGCCGGAGCGAACGGAAAGACACUCCAGCGUUUUACUGCGACUUCCUUCAAAGAAAGGAAAUCCAGCCAAGGCAAAGCUUAACGGUGACUGUUCCAAACCUCCCGACGGUCCGCAAUCAGAUGACGUGCCAGUAUCCCAGAAAGCGAAGCUUUACCGUAGUACCUCGGCUUGUAUGCUGCCAAGCGGACGGCCGCCGUCAACAGAAAGGAGACACAAUACCUGUCCGACUAGUAGUAAUUCCUCAAAAAAAGACUCCCGUCAUGUUCUUCAUAGGAGCAUUUCUUUGGAGGUUCCUUGCGAAAACACGGAGAUAUCUUGUCUCGUUUCGAACGGUGCACACAUUCACUCCGGGAAUGGCCCUCCACAUGUGCACAUCCAUGUGUCUCGUGGCACAGGUACAAAAAAACCAAACACUCUAAAGGAUAGCAGCGCAACCGGCACAAAGGAUCACGUUCCUACCUGUGUAGAGAGCAGAGUCACAACGAGAGAUGAUUUCCUCGGACAAGUGGAUGUUCCUCUACAUCAGAUCCCGACAGAAAAUCCAAACAACGAAAGACCCUACACGUUCAAGGACUUUCUGUUGCACCCGAGAAGUCACAAGUCAAGGGUGAAAGGUCAUCUCCGACUGAAAAUGACUUACCUCCCCAAGAACAGCGAUGCAGAGGAUGACCCAACUGAACAGAUUGAAAAUUCGGAUCCUAGUUGGGAGUUUCUGGAGUCUCCUGAGUUGUGUAGUCCUCAUAAUCCUCAUCAGCUGCCUGUGCUGCCCCCUGGCUGGGAGGAGAGGCAGGACAACCUGGGACGAACUUACUACGUCAAUCAUGAAAGCAGGACCACUCAGUGGCACAGACCCACUAUACAAAACAGUCAGAGAGAUGAUGAGCGGAGACAGGACACAAAUACAGAGUCUCAGCGGGCGUUUCUCACACGAAGACAAAUAUCUGAACAUGAAGAGAGCCGUGAACGCAGAGAGUCGCCGGAGAGUUGGGAGAUCAUACCAGCAGAUGAGUCCACGCUGUAUAGCCUCAGCGAGCGCUCGCCUCCACCUCCUCACUCCCCGUUGGAGUUUACAGGAUUCUGUGAGGAGUUCAACAGACUGCAGCCCGGGACCGACAGACGCACGUCGCUCACGCCGCAGGGUCACGGCAGUCGUAGAGGAAGUGGACAGAAUCUCACUGUUGAAGAGCAUCCCAUUCAUCCUGUGAUAAUGCCCACCUCUGCUGGUUUGCCUCCGGGAUGGGAAGAAAAGCAGGACAGUAAAGGGAGAAUUUAUUUUGUCAAUCACAACAGCAGAACUACCACCUGGACACGACCACUCAUUCAGCUCAUACAGCCGGCCUCAGAGACGGCCGCUGCCGCCGUGGGUGCGAGCAAUGCCAUGAAUCCUGCGGGCUACGCUCCGCCCCUUCUCUCUCCAGAUGUGUCCCCGCAGCACACACAUGCACUCCCCCACACACCGGAGCAUGUGGGAUUGAUGCCGACCGGCUGGGAAGUACGCAGCGCUCCGAAUGGACGAGCGUUUUUUAUAGACCACAACACUAAGACCACAACAUGGGAUGACCCUCGGUUAAAAGUUCCCGUGCAGAUGAGAAAAGUCUCUCUUGAUCCCACUGACCUCGGCCCGUUGCCGCCCGGGUGGGAGGAGAGGGUCCACAGUGAUGGCAGAAUCUUUUACAUUGAUCACAACACAAAGGUAACACAGUGGGAAGACCCAAGACUGCAGAACUCGGCCAUCACUGGUCCGGCUGUGCCAUACUCCAGAGAUUAUAAACAGAAGUAUGAAUACUUCCGCAAGAAACUGAAGAAACCAUCUGACAUCCCGAACCGCUUCGAGCUGAGUGUAAGACGUAAUGCUGUUUUGGAAGACUCGUAUCGGUGGAUUCUGUCUGUCAAACGUCCAGAUCUGCUAAAGGCCCGCCUCUGGGUGGAGUUUGAGGGAGAGAAGGGGCUGGACUAUGGAGGUGUGGCUCGGGAAUGGUUUUUCUUGAUCUCCAAGGAAAUGUUCAACCCGUAUUAUGGGCUGUUCGAGUAUUCUGCUACAGAUAACUACACACUACAAAUAAACCCCAACUCUGGUCUGUGUAACGAAGACCACCUGUCUUACUUCAAAUUCAUUGGACGGGUCGCUGGAAUGGCCGUUUAUCACGGGAAACUGUUGGACGCGUUUUUUAUCCGGCCCUUCUACAAGAUGAUGCUGCAGAAGCCAAUCACAUUGCAGGAUAUGGAAUCUGUGGACAGCGAAUACUUCAAUUCUCUGAAAUGGAUUCUGGAGAACGACCCCGCAGACCUGGACCUGAGGUUCACUAUAGACGAAGAGCUCUUUGGACAGACACACCAGCAUGAAUUGAAGCCGGGAGGAGCUGAGAUUGUCAUCAACAACAUCAACAAGAAGGAGUAUAUUCAUCUGGUGAUGCAGUGGAGGUUUGUAGACAGAAUUCAGAGACAAAUGACAGCGUUUAAAGAGGGAUUUUAUGAGCUCAUCCCACUAGACCUGAUCAAGAUCUUUGAUGAAAAUGAGCUGGAGCUGCUGAUGUGCGGUUUAGGUGAUGUGGAUGUCAACGACUGGAGAGAAAACACAAAAUAUAAAAAUGGCUACAACCCAAAUCAUCCUGCUAUCAUCUGGUUCUGGAAGACUGUACUGUUGAUGGAUGCAGAGAUGAGAAUCCGCUUGCUGCAGUUUGUGACUGGCACAUCUCGUUUACCAAUGAAUGGCUUCGCUGAGCUCUACGGAUCCAAUGGGCCGCAGUUGUUCACCAUCGAGCAGUGGGGUACACGUGACAAACUACCCCGCGCGCACACAUGUUUCAAUCGUUUGGAUCUUCCUCCGUAUGAGUCAUUCGAGGAAUUGCGUGAGAAACUGCACAUGGCCAUUGAAAACGCUCAGGGUUUUGAUGGUGUGGACUAGAAUCAGACCUCCAUGACAACAGUGUAACCAUGGCGACAGCAUCACGGCUGUCAGUUUUCUAAAGGGCCGGCACAUGUGUGUGUGUGGCUCUACAGGACAUGAAGGAUGGCCAGCGAGCUGAUCUGAGAGCAGUUUAAGCAGGAGACAAAGUGAAUGUGAUGUUACAAAAGCUGAUCUAGGGUCAUCUGAUUUCUCAGUUGUUUAAAGAAGAAUGUCAACUCUUUGGGAAUUAACCGAUCUCUUUAAUCAGUACCUGUAUGUUUAUGAUGUUUACAAAAUAAUGUUUUGUAUUGUAUCUUUGCAUACAGUUUCUCCCUACGCUAUUUCUAAAUAUCUAUAUAUUUGAUUAUAUCUAUGCAGUUCUGCAUAAUUAAGGAAUAGUAUAUUUAUGAUACAAGCUUUUAAAUGCACAUUAUAAAGUUACAGGAGAGUUGUGCACUAUUUGCCAAACAUGGUAUACUUAAAAUUUCCCGUAAUGCGGAAUAUUAGACCAUUAUCUUUUAUAACCUGUACAAAUAAUGCCAUGUUAUUGGUGUUUUGAAGCAGAAUGCGAAGAUAUCAAACAAAUAUCAAUGUCUUUUCUCGAUAUUAUAUCUUAAUCUGUACUUUCUGUGACCUUGCGUUUACAUCUUUCUUUAUGUUUACAUCAUUACAGAUACCCCAAUUGUUAAACGGUGAAUGCUGAUUAUCAAUUUUUUUACUGGUUUUGAAGGUUGAAGCACUUUUCUAAAAGUUCAAGUUUCAAGUCUUAUUGUAUAUCGAUAUAAUGCCUCAGUUGCGUUCUUUUGUGAUUUUGUGACAAAUCCUUGCUUUACUGUAUAUCAUUUAUUAAAUGUUUACAGCAUAAAUAUUGCUUAAAGUAAGCACGUUUUGUCUCGCAAACAAACAUAUUGGACUGUUUAAUAUCUUUGCCUUUAUUUGUAACAUAUAUAAAAUUCAAAUCAGUGUCCUGAAGAACAACGCUAUUCCUUAAUGGAGAAACACUUUUAAUGUCUAUACUAUUGUAUAAUGAAAUGCUACUAUAUGAAGGUGAAUUGUAUUUCUACAGAUGGGCAAAGAAUUUUUGGCACGGAUGAGAGAGAACUUUCUCAAACUCUUUUCUAUCAAAGCUUUACGAGUAAAAGUGUCUUUCAUGUCAAUAUAAAUUGUGCUGAUUAUAAUUGUCGUAUGCCAAUCUUAAUGGCUUCGUAUUUUUUUGAAAAUUAAUAAAUAAAUAAAAAUAUCUUCC
Misgurnus anguillicaudatus (oriental weatherfish) is the source of this 5234-nucleotide messenger RNA. It is a transcript of the gene nedd4a, whose product is annotated as NEDD4 E3 ubiquitin protein ligase a. The record is from RefSeq and is a predicted model, not a curated record. NCBI's taxonomy places the organism in Eukaryota, Metazoa, Chordata, Actinopteri, Cypriniformes, Cobitidae. Gene Ontology annotation, cellular component: cytoplasm. Gene Ontology annotation, biological process: protein ubiquitination; receptor internalization; neuromuscular junction development. Gene Ontology annotation, molecular function: sodium channel inhibitor activity; protein binding; ubiquitin protein ligase activity.